Messenger RNA from Pseudopipra pipra, 1105 nucleotides. Its product is annotated as lymphocyte antigen 6E. Lineage: Eukaryota; Metazoa; Chordata; Aves; Passeriformes; Pipridae. The record is from RefSeq and is a predicted model, not a curated record. Bases 95 to 475 code for a protein of 126 amino acids. The transcript has 3 exons. Gene Ontology annotation, molecular function: acetylcholine receptor inhibitor activity. Gene Ontology annotation, cellular component: plasma membrane.
GCCGCCCUUUGCCCACCCCCGGUGCCCGGCCCUGCCGCCAGCCCUGCGCUCCGCCAGCCGCCCCUGCGCAUCGCCACGGCCACAGCCCCGCAACAUGAAGGCGCUGCUGCUCGCCGUGCUGGCCGCGGUGCUCUGCGUGGAGAGAGCCCACACACUCAUCUGCUUUUCGUGCUCUGAUGCCUCCUCCAACUGGGCCUGCCUGAAGCCUGUCAAGUGUGGGGAGAAUGAGAACCACUGCGUGACGACGUACGUCGGAGUGGGACUCGGCGGCAAAUCCGGCCAGUCCAUCUCCAAGGGCUGCUCCCCCAUCUGCCCCAGCGCCGGGAUCAACCUGGGAAUCGCGGCCGCCUCCGUCUACUGCUGCGAUUCCUUCCUGUGCAACAUCAGCGGCUCCAGCGGCGUCCGGGCCAGUUCCACCCUCCUGGCCCUGGGGAUCCUCGUCAGCUUCUUCUACGUCCUCCGGGCUCGAGAGUGACGGGGUUGGCCAAGGCAGAGCCACCUCCCGGAGGCCCCCCCGUGGGUCUCACCAGCCAAUAUCUUCUCUGUCGCUGUCUGCAAGGAGAUCCUCCACUUCUCAGCGGGCUUCCGAGGCCGUCGUUUCCCAGACUUUCUGCUCUUCCAAGCGUCGGAGCCGUGGGCGGUUCGGCCGAGCUGUUGUCUCUCUCUCUCUCUCUCUUCCCAUGGACAAACCCCGCUGCGCCCUCGCGCCUCCUUGGCCAAGGUGGAUCAUUUUGGAAGGGUUUUCUGCUUUUCUACCUAAUAAAUAACCUCCCCCCUUGUUUCUAAGGUUGGUUAAAAGCAGGCUGGGACUCGCCAAGAUUAACCCCCCACAGCACCACCAGGUGAAGAGCUCAGACUUUCCUGCCUCUCUCCUGGCUCCAGCACGUGGGUGGCACCACGGGCUUUGGGAAUGCAUGAUCCAAAGGGAGACACAUUCCUGGCCCCCCCUCCCACCCCCUUGCAGCUGCAGUCUGUCUUUUUAUAGAAUAAUUUCGUUUCUUCUGAAUCCUGGGCUGACUUUUUCUGGAAAAAGAGUGACCUGUACCUUGUCCUUCUCAGCUCUGUAAGUGCCAGACCUGAAUAAACAUGCUCCUGUUGGUACCUA